This is a messenger RNA of Aspergillus pseudotamarii, 1452 nucleotides long. RefSeq names its product Nif3-like dinuclear metal center hexameric protein. Gene Ontology annotation, cellular component: mitochondrion; cytoplasm. The transcript has 4 exons. The record is from RefSeq and is a predicted model, not a curated record. The coding region runs from base 203 to 1339 and encodes 378 amino acids. NCBI's taxonomy places the organism in Eukaryota, Fungi, Ascomycota, Eurotiomycetes, Eurotiales, Aspergillaceae.
GUUACUAUGAAAGAAGGACUCGGGGUUUGAUAUGGUCAUGUGAUCAGGUGGCUGGUGAGCUGUGGCGUCAGCUUUUACUCCUCCAUCUAAUCAAGCAUGAUUUGAUAUAAAUUGUCUCCUCUAUAGCUCCAAUUCCCCACCUACACAAGUCCUUCUUUUAAUUACUCCUAACCCCCAUUAUAUAGGCCACAAAAAGCCUUCUAUGAACCCCCUGAUCCGGUCCUCUGUCCGCCUCUACUCAACAAUGUCCGCAACACUGUCCCCCACGUCAUCGCCCUUCACCAAGGCCGUGGUGAGCUCCAUGAGGAAGCUCUACCCCGAAACCCUCGCAGACAAAAGCUGGGAUAACACAGGCCUCCUCCUCGAAGCGCCCUUCAACGCAACACAACGCCAAAAGAACUCCGUCCUGCUAGCCAUAGACCUCACAAAAGCCGUCGCAGACGAAGCCAUUGCGCGCAAAGACUCCGCAAUCGUAGCCUACCACCCCAUUAUCUUCCGCGGCCUCAAAUCCCUCACCUUCACCGACCCCCAACAACAAUCCCUCCUCCGUCUCGCACAGGAAGGCAUCAGCGUCUACUCCCCGCACACAGCCGUCGACGCCACACCAGGCGGAAUGGCCGACUGGCUCUGCGACAUCGUCACCGGCUCAAUCAGCCCUUCUUCCUCUCCUUCUUCCACCACCAAUGCGCCAAUCCAAUCCUCCUCCUCGAAGACCUACUCAGCCCCAUCCUACCCAACCCCGCACGCCGUAGUCCCCGCGGAAGCAAGCUCAAUUCCAAAACACACCAGAUCAACCAUCCACCCCUCGCCGCCCCCUCUCCCAGAGAACAUGGAAACCGCCGGAAUGGGCCGUCUCGUUACCUUCGACUCUCCCCAGCCAUUGACAUCUCUCGUGGAUAGAAUCGCAGAGGGUGUCGGAUUCCCCGGUGGCAUUCCCAUUGCGAUUCCACAGGGCAUGUCUGUGGAUGAGAUUUCGAUUCGCACGGUGGGCGUUUGUCCGGGGUCUGGGUCCAGUGUGCUGAUGAAGGGGGGCAAUGUUCCCGAUUUGUUGUUUACGGGGGAGAUGAGCCAUCAUGAGGCGUUGGCGGCUAUUGAGCGGGGGAAGGUGGUUGUUGCACUUGCGCACUCGAAUACGGAGAGGGGGUAUUUGAGGGCUGUUAUGAGGGAGAAGCUGGAGGGAGUGCUUAAGGGGGAGUGGGAGGUUCAGCGCGCGGAGGCGCUGAAGGCAUUGGAGGGAGGCGAGAAGGGGUUGGUGGAGGUUUUGAACGAUGGGGCGUGUGAGGUGCAUGUCAGUGAGAGUGACCGGGAUCCUUAUGGUAUCAUGGUUAGGAGGGUUUAGGGGACUGUUAGUUGUAGGUUUAUUGUCUGAGAACUGAUUGAUGUGGUAAGACUAGGAGAAUCACAUUAUAUGUAAGGAACGUUAUGUACAAAAACUGGGGUUUCGAGUAUAUU